AUGUACCGGCUAAUCGUAUACUUUAGUGCACAAAACGUUGGACAAUCGAUCGUGUUGAACAGUGUUUUAAAUGUAAGGUGUUUAGAAUAUCGUAUGCCCGACCAAACACAUAUGUGGUCGAUGACUGCAAAAUGCAUUCCGUGCGACGAAACACACCUGUCAACCGCUCGAGAAUGUCGGAUAAAUCAAGAGCAUCGGAGACAAUUGAACGUGGCAGCGAAAGAGGCCAUAAAAGAAGGACGAUUACAAGCAACUUGUGUGAACAAUAGAAUCACCGGUCAUCCGAAAAAACAUUUUUACUUAAAUGAAAACAAUCCUUGGACGAACAAUAAGAUUAAGGUUAGUCAACAGAACUCGGAUGAUUUACUGGGAUUUAUUCUUAAUGAAAUGAAAAAAUUAAAUGAUCAAAUUGAUAAUAAAAUGAAUGAUCUAGGAAAAGUAAUUAUGGAUUUUUUACCAGCAGUUACAUUACUAUUAGAAAGAUUGUAUCAGUCAAAUGGUAAGAAAGAAAUUAAACAACAGCAAAUAAGUGAUUAUACAGAAAAAUUCAAAAUGAUCAUGCAACCAAUAGUAGUGAUAACAAAAUCCUUCACUGAACGGAACCAACGAAGUCGAGACUUUGGCAUCAAUAUCAGUAACUGUACGGCUGUUAUAACCAGUAUAGGCAACAUUAAUAGUAUCGAGAACAUCUUAGCGCCAGAAAUAACAGAUCCAGGUGAAUCUUUUUGA
Didymodactylos carnosus is the source of this 729-nucleotide messenger RNA. Lineage: Eukaryota; Metazoa; Rotifera; Eurotatoria; Philodinida; Philodinidae. The record is from the annotation of a GenBank genome assembly.